UUUUGCAAGUUGUUCUCGCAAAGUCCGUUAGCUGCUGAAAACAGAAAAUUUCACUUUGUUAAUGAAAAAUUAAAUCCUAAUCGAAAAUUCAUCAAACAACUUGCAGAAAAGCCAUACUUCAAAAUUUCUUUCACAUCGCGCAGAUAUGGUUUGGCCAUCUGGAAACUAUCCAUUGUCAGCAAAUGGCAAUCGUAAGCGUCUUGCCGAUAACAAUCAACCCGUUCUGAUUGUAGAUCGAUCCUAUAAUCCACGUCGUCGCUCCGCUGGCGCUUUUGAGCCGGACCGCAUGCAUCGCCCAUUGCCGACAUUCGCCAAUCUCUCUGAAGACGAUAACGAUGCUCCAGAGUCAGCACCAUCACCGGCACCAGCUCCGGCCCCGGCACCAGCUCCCGCCCCGGCACCGGCUCCUGGACCGCCACCCGCACCGGCCGCUGCUCCCGCUGCUGCUCCGGCUCAUGCUCCGGCUGCCACUCCGGUUUUCGCUUCGGUUUUUGGCACGCCUUUGGCUCUCGCUCCCAACGCAGCUUUGGAUCCUUGUUCUGCCCCGGCUCCCAGCCUAGCCUCGGGACUCUCUCCAGACCCCGCUUUAGCUGCCGCAUGCACUUUGGAUCCCUCUUGCGCUUCGGCUCCCGCUGCUUCUGCCGCCUCGGCUCCACAGCGCAAGGGUCAAAAUAAGCCAACAGGUCGCGCCAUCACCGCCAUCGAUUACGGAGACGAGCCGUCACACAAGUGUCCCAUUUGCCUGGAGAGCGUCUCGGGCCGCCAGCCGGCGACGACCUCGUGUGGGCACGUCUUCUGCUAUCCCUGCAUCCUGGCGGUGGUGCGCGUCAGCCGCAAGUGCCCCGUUUGCAGCUAUACAUUAGCGACUCGUCGCUCAAUUAAGCGAAUAUACAUCUGAGCCGUGUCCUCGAGCAAUUGGAGAGUAAAUGAAGAAAACCAAACAAAACAUAUUUCAACAGUUUCAACUAUUUGGCGGCUGUUGCACUAAAUAAAUAACAUGCUCUCCGGAGAGUCUAAACACGAUUCGAUUCUCAACCGAGUCCAAAGUUAACUCUCUGAAGUCCAAAUUGACGAAAGGUGGCAUCACUGUCGCACUGUAAACCUUUAUAGGGCGACCUUCCCGAAUCUACAAUUAUAUAUAUAUCGGUCGGAUCGAAAAAC
Messenger RNA from Drosophila novamexicana, 1161 nucleotides. RefSeq names its product cyclin-dependent kinase inhibitor 1C-like. The coding region runs from base 146 to 898 and encodes 250 amino acids. Gene Ontology annotation, biological process: positive regulation of transcription by RNA polymerase II. The record is from RefSeq and is a predicted model, not a curated record. Gene Ontology annotation, molecular function: transcription factor binding. Lineage: Eukaryota; Metazoa; Arthropoda; Insecta; Diptera; Drosophilidae. The transcript is spliced from 2 exons.